Messenger RNA from Pleurotus ostreatus (oyster mushroom), 843 nucleotides. RefSeq names its product inositol polyphosphate 5-phosphatase. Gene Ontology annotation, molecular function: COPII receptor activity. The record is from RefSeq and is a predicted model, not a curated record. Gene Ontology annotation, cellular component: COPII-coated ER to Golgi transport vesicle; endoplasmic reticulum membrane; Golgi membrane. Gene Ontology annotation, biological process: endoplasmic reticulum to Golgi vesicle-mediated transport. Bases 1 to 843 code for a protein of 280 amino acids. The transcript has 6 exons. NCBI's taxonomy places the organism in Eukaryota, Fungi, Basidiomycota, Agaricomycetes, Agaricales, Pleurotaceae.
AUGGCGUUGUUGUACUACAUGAGUUACGUGGCCUUCUUCUCAGCCUUCGCUUUUAUUACUCUUUCGUUGGCUAGCGGACUUCUCUAUUUAUCAGAGCUGAUAGAGGAGCACUCUCGGAUUGCAAAACUCGUUGGCGAGCGGGGAAUCUAUGCAGUAAUUGGGCUUCACGUUCUGCUGUACCUGGCUGACUCGCUACCUCUAACGCACGUCGCGUUCUCGGUGGCCUGUCACGUCGUCUACCUUCAAAACUUUUCUUCUACUUGGCCCGUGAUCUCACUUACAUCGAUCUCAUUCGUAUCGUCCUGCGUUUUGGUUAUAGCCGACCACUUCCUCUGGUUUUUCCACUUCUCUCGCCUGGCAAACUACAACAAGCACGCGAGGACUUACCGGGAAACAGGAGGUCAAUACUCGUACGGCUUUGGAGAAAUCGCAACAUUCUUCGCGCUGUGUGUUUGGCUUGCCCCUCUUUUCCUCUUCCUGAGCCUCAGUGCCAACGACAACGCGUUGCCCGUGUCUUCUGCCGACCCUGCAACUGCAUCACUGUCAAGUCAACAACCCGCCCCCUCACGCGUGUCUCUCUUCCGUUCAAUCGUAUAUGAUGCCAUCCCCCAUGCUCUGGUGAAGAAACGCAGUAAAAGCGAGGGACUGAUUGCGCCUCAUUCCCCAAGGGCCUCGCCCGCGAUCCCAAGCUCUCCUUCCUUCAAUACUUCUAGAUUCAACCCGUCUUCACCCUCUAUCCCCGCGAGCACCGAUGGCAACGCUCUUCUCACUCCAAGCUCCAGCUUCCAGCUGGGCACACCCCCUCGUCGGUCUCCUAUCAUGCGAAAACAGCCUAUCAACUAG